Messenger RNA from Camelus dromedarius (Arabian camel), 801 nucleotides. Its product is annotated as large ribosomal subunit protein uL1-like. The transcript is spliced from 2 exons. Gene Ontology annotation, cellular component: cytosolic large ribosomal subunit. Gene Ontology annotation, molecular function: RNA binding. The coding region runs from base 1 to 573 and encodes 190 amino acids. Lineage: Eukaryota; Metazoa; Chordata; Mammalia; Artiodactyla; Camelidae. The record is from RefSeq and is a predicted model, not a curated record. Gene Ontology annotation, biological process: maturation of LSU-rRNA.
AUGAGGGAUCGAAGAAGUAGAGGGAAGUGGGAAAAGGCAGGGAUUAAUGAAGCUUCUACAGUCAGACUAGCUGUUGGUGAAUGUGGAUGCUCUGGGCUGAAGUCCACUCUCUGCCCCAAGUUCUCCACAUGUCUUCUGGGGAACCAGCAGCAUUGUGAUGAGGCCAAGGCUGUGGAUGUCCCCUACAUGGACGUCGAGGCUCUGAAGAAACUCAACAAGAAUAAAGAACUGGUUGAGAAGCUGGCCAAGGAGUAUGAUGCCUUUUUGGCUUCAGAGCAGAUCCCAAGAAUCCUGGGCCCAGGUCUGAAUAAGGCUGGUAAGUUCCUUUCCUUGCUGACCCACAAUGAGAAUAUGGUGGCCAGAGCUGAAGUGAAGUCCACGAUCAAGUUCCAGAUGAAGAAGGUGCUGUGUCUGGCAGUGGCUGUUGGUCAUGUGAAGAUGAGAGAUGAUGAGCUUGGGUACAACAUCCACUUUGCUGUCAAUUUCCUGGUGUCGUUGCUCAAGAAAAAUUGGCAAAAUGUCCAGGCUUUGUACAUUAAGAGCACCAUGGGCAAGCCCCAGCACCUGUACUAAGGCACAGCGUAAUAAACCAACUGCCACCAUAAAAAAAAAAAAAAAAAAAAAAAAAAAAAAAAAAAAAAAGGCAUAUGGCCACCCAGUGCCACCUAGUAGGAGGGGAAGCUGGAGCAGAAAGUGACAGUGGCCUUAUCCAAUUGCUAUUAAAAAAAAAAUCAUUGUGCACAUUUUACAAAAUCAAGAGCCCAUGUGAACCCAAUACUGUGGCCCUCCCAGGACCUUAGG